AUGGCUUCAGACAUGCCACUCCCUGUGCCGCCACGGACUCCUACGCCACCCCCCGAUGAGCCUCACAGCCGCUUUAGCUUCCCGUCCCAUCCUCCAGAUCGCGAUACCUUGUCUCCCCUAGUAGAAUCAUUUUCUCACCGGAUUGGCUCAGAUACGGAAGAUCGCAACCGUCUAAGUCCCACCAGGGCAUCGUUCAACAACCUCUCCGCGGAUACAACACAACAAAAUGGCCAGAGUGAGGUCUCGUCGGGGCCGUUCAAUUUUCAGACCACGACCAUGGCGAAAAGCCCUGUCGUGAAAUCUAACAUUGGUCAGCGACGUGGCCACAAAUACAAACACAGUAGUAUCUCGCAUCAGAUCUUCCUCGAACCUCCUCCUAGAGCCCCAUUGGCUUUGCCCAACUCUUUACCUAUACCUACGCUGAAAGAAUGCCGGGCUAGCAUGUCUGUGGAUCAGAAACGAAGGUUCUGGUGGAGUGUAUGCCAUAUGUUCGUCGCCGCUUAUACCUUGUGGAGUGCGCAUGGGUCCCUGGCCAUGACAGCCUUAUCUCACUUAAUCCUGUUCGACUCUCUCGGUGCGUUGCUCUGUGUCGUGGUAGACGUGCUGGGCAAUUUUGAAGUCUGGAAAAGGUCGAGCAUUCGACAUCCGUUUGGAUUAGAGCGCGCGGAAGUGCUGGCUGGGUUUGCAAUGUGUGUCCUCCUUUUGUUCAUGGGAUUGGACCUCAUCUCCCACAACCUUCAGCACUUCCUUGAGUCCUCAGGCCACGAGCCCCAUCAUGAGCACGCCCAUGAACGAGUCUCCCCGGGAAGUGUAGACUUUACCGCGCUGCUCGCGAUAUCAUCCACUCUUAUUUCUGCUAUAGGCUUGAGAAACCAUGGCCGGAUUGGAAAGGCGAUGCGCUUUGGUUACAUUGAGUCCCUACCAUCAGUGCUCAGUAAUCCGUCUCACUUCCUGACGCUUUCAUGCUCCACAUUGCUCCUGGUCCUUCCCUUGGUGUCGAUUAAGCUCUUCAGAUGGCUCGAUGUCACCCUAUCUAGCACGAUUUCAAUAUGCAUGUGCUUUUUUGGGAUACGACUCGUCAAGACUUUGGGAUCCAUGCUGCUCAUGUCUUAUUCUGGACCUGGAGUCUCCGAUGUGCUUCGGGAUAUCGAAGCCGACCCGUGCGUGUUCGCUGUCGACGAUGCAAGAUUCUGGCAGGUGCACUACGGGCUUUGUAUGGCGAACCUGAAGCUCCGUGUUUCCGGAUCGGAGGAAAAUCUCUCACGACUUCGUGAUCGGGUUUCUAGUCUCAUCAAGAACCGGCUCGGAGGUGGAUACGGAAGUGGUGGUCAGAGAUGGGAGAUUUCUGUACAAAUGGCAAUAGAGAACAGUUAG
Messenger RNA from Aspergillus nidulans FGSC A4, 1374 nucleotides. Its product is annotated as Zn(2+) transporter ZRG17. Gene Ontology annotation, biological process: zinc ion transport; intracellular zinc ion homeostasis; inorganic ion homeostasis. Gene Ontology annotation, molecular function: zinc ion transmembrane transporter activity; monoatomic cation transmembrane transporter activity. Gene Ontology annotation, cellular component: endoplasmic reticulum membrane; membrane. The transcript is spliced from 2 exons. Bases 1 to 1374 code for a protein of 457 amino acids. Lineage: Eukaryota; Fungi; Ascomycota; Eurotiomycetes; Eurotiales; Aspergillaceae. The record is from RefSeq and is a predicted model, not a curated record.